This is a messenger RNA of Haliotis rufescens (red abalone), 3947 nucleotides long. RefSeq names its product prolyl 4-hydroxylase subunit alpha-3-like. Lineage: Eukaryota; Metazoa; Mollusca; Gastropoda; Lepetellida; Haliotidae. Gene Ontology annotation, biological process: peptidyl-proline hydroxylation to 4-hydroxy-L-proline. The transcript has 13 exons. Bases 1 to 1449 code for a protein of 482 amino acids. Gene Ontology annotation, cellular component: endoplasmic reticulum. The record is from RefSeq and is a predicted model, not a curated record. Gene Ontology annotation, molecular function: procollagen-proline 4-dioxygenase activity; iron ion binding; L-ascorbic acid binding.
AUGGUGUGUUCCCCGGUGUUGUUGUGUGUGGUGUGGUCGGGGCUGGUGGGGGUCGGGGCAGAUGUCUACACCUCCUCAGCCCAGCUCCAGAAACUCAUGGACACCGAGAGGCAGCUCCUGCUCUUCCUGGAGAAACUGUACACUCGCUUCUCCGAAGACGAUCCAGCUCACAGAAGGACUCUGGCCAGCGUCCAGCUGGACUUGCAGGCGCUGCCGAUGACGUCAUCAGUACGCCACCCGCUUGACGCUGUGGUGGGGUUGCGACGUUACCAUGGCUACGUGGGCAAGUAUCUACAGCUGCUGCCGGACACCAUGGCGACGAGAGUUGAGGAUAACCUGAGGAGAUUUGGUACAUCCCUUCCCGACACCGCCCAGGUGACAGGAUCUCAACAUGGCCUCCUCAGACUGCAGUCGACGUACAAACUGACGACAGGGAUGUUGAUGACGUCAUCAUUGUUUAACGUCUCGGCACGUGAUUGUAUAGCCAUAGCAACCGUUGCAGAGAGGGCUGGGCUCAAAACUCUAGCGUCUGACUGGUUUGAUGUCGCCAGUGGUCUUCCUGCUCUUAAACAUCAGACCAGUCAGUCCGUUACUAGGGGCAACACGCACCAACACCAACCCUCGGAGAAAGAUCCGAAAGGAAACCUUCUGUCAGAGGACUCGCUUCCAGAUGAGGAGUUUGACGAGUUGUGUAGGCAACACAUGAAUACAUCUACGCUAGGUUACAGGACGACCACGGCUGUCUGUAGACACGUGACUGCAGACGUGCCGUUCAUGAGGUGGAGACUGGAGGAACUGCACGACGACCCUCACAUUGUCCUGUUCCAUGACGUCAUCGCCGACUGGGAGGCUGACGUGUUUAUACGUCUUGCAUCUGGCAUGCUGGAGAGAGCUACAACAGGGCAGCGUCCGGGGCAGGGAUCUUUGAGCGAAGCUAGAACCAGCAAAGUGGCGUGGCUAUGGGACAACCACACCCACACCGUCGCCCGAGUGAGCAGGAGGGUUGCCGACAUCACCGGCCUCAACACCGACUUCCGCGACAGCGCCACCUUCGCAGAACCCUUCCAGGUGGUGAAUUACGGCAUAGGAGGACACUAUUCCCCUCAUUAUGACUACUACGUGAAUCAAGACAAUGUGAAGACGUCGUGGGGAUUCUCGUCCAACAGCGGGGACAGAAUGGCGACUUUCAUGUUCUAUCUGAGCGACGUGGAAGAAGGCGGGGCCACAGUGUUCCCAGAACUCGGCAUCGGAGCUCCGCCCGUCAAGAACGCCGCCCUGUUCUGGUACAACUUCCUUCCCGACGGUUCUCCCGACCCCAGGACCAGACACGGGGGGUGCCCGGUGCUGUAUGGUCACAAGUGGGUGGCCAAUAAGUGGAUCCGUGAGGUGAGCGGCGCCAUGACGAGGUCAUGUACUCCAGCCAUGUCCCCAACCGGGAACCUGACAUGAGGCCAUGGACACCAAGGUGGAAAUACGACCUUGUACAUUAAUGGAAGUUGACUUUGUAAAUUGAUGGAAGUUGACCUUGUACAUUAAUGGAAGUUGACCUUGUACAUUGAUGGAAGUUGACCUUGUACAUUGAUUGAAGUUGACCUUGUACAUUGAUGGAAGUUGACCUUGUACUUUAAUUGAAGUUGACCUUGUACAUUGAUGGAAAGUGAUCUUGUACAUUGAUGGAAGUUGACCUCAUACAUUGAUGGAAGUUGACCUUGUACAUUGAUGGAGGUUGACCUUGUAUAUUGAUGGAAGUUGACCUUGUACAUUAAUGGAUGUUGACCUUGUAUGGUGAUGGAAGUUGACCUUGUAUAUUGAUGGAAGUUGACCUUGUACAUUAAUGGAUGUUGACCUUGUACAUUGAUGGAAGUUGCCCUUGUACUUUAAUUGAAGUUGACCUUGUACAUUGAUGGUAGUUGACCUUGUACAUUGAUGGAAGUUGACCUCGUACAUUGAUGGAAGUUGACCUUGUACAUUGAUUAAGUUGACUUUGUACAUUGAUUGAAGCUGACCUUGUAUGGUGAUGAAAGUUGACCUUGUACAUUAAUGGAUGUUGACCUUGUACAUUGAUAGAAGAUGACCUUGUAUAUUGAUGGAAGUUGACCUUGUACAUUAAUGGAUGUUGACCUUGUACAUUAAUGGAAGUUGACCUUGUACAUUGAUUGAAGUUGACCUUGUACAUUGAUUGAAGUUGACCUUGUACAUUAAUGGAAGUUGACCUUGUACAUUAAUGGAAGUUGACCUUGUACAUUGAUGGAUGUUGACCUUGUACAUUGAUUGAAGUUGACCUUGUACAUUAAUUGAAGUUGACCUUGUACAUUGAUGGUAGUUGACCUUGUACAUUAAUGGAUGUUGACCUUGUACAUUGAUAGAAGAUGACCUUGUAUAUUGAUGGAAGUUGACCUUGUACAUUGAUUGAAGUUGACCUUGUACAUUAAUGGAAGUUGACCUUGUACAUUAAUGGAAGUUGACCUUGUACAUUGAUGGAAGUUGACCUUGUACAUUGAUGGAUGUUGACCUUGUACAUUGAUUGAAGUUGACCUUGUACAUUAAUGGAAGUUGACCUUGUACAUUAAUGGAAGUUGACCUUGUACAUUAAUGGAUGUUGACCUUGUACAUUGAUUGAAGUUGACCUUGUACAUUGAUGGAUGUGGACCUUGUACAUUGAUGGAAGUUGACCUUGUACAUUGAUGGAUGUUGACCUUGUACAUUGAUUGAAGUUGACCUUGUACAUUAAUGGAAGUUGACCUUAUACAUUAAUGGAAGUUGACCUUGUACAUUGAUGGAAGUUGACCUUGUACAUUGAUGGAUUAUUGACCUUGUACAUUGAUUGAAGUUGACCUUUUAGAUUGAUGGAAGUUGACCUCGUACAUUAAUAGAAGUUGACCUUGUACAUUGAUGGAAGUUGACCUCGUGAAAUGAUGGAAGAUAACCUCGUGCAUUGAUGGAAGUUGACCUCAUGCAUUGAUGGAAGUUGACCUCGUGCAUUGAUGGAAGUUGACCUCUUGCAUUGAUGGAAGUUGACCUGUAUAUUGAUGGAAGUUGUUGUCGUGCAUGGAUGAAAGUUGACCUCAUACAUUGAUGGAGGUUGACCUCGUGCAUUGAUGGAAGUUGACCUCUUACAUUGCUGGAGGUGAGGUGAAAUGGGGUUUAACCUUGCAUCCAAGAUUAUUGCAUUCAUAUAGCGGCGUGCAUGCACGUGUGUGUGUGUGUGUGUGUGUGUGUGUGUGUGUGUGUGUGUGAUUUCUGAUGCUGAUUUUUAGUGCUAGCACACUGAUAAAACAUGCCGCAGUUAAACGUGAAUACCCCUACUCAGACUCCGAGCAAACCAGUCCUUGUUUUAGCCCCUUAAUGCAGAUCGCCAGAUAGGGUAACAACAAGUACCAUCUCAAGUUCACCUUGUACAUCAUUGCAAGUAGGCCAUGUACCUUUUUGGAUGUAAGUCCUGUUUUAUAAUGUUGAACACAAAACACAAGGUAUCAUUUGUUACAUUUAUUUUUGUUGGAAUAAAAAAUUGAAAUUUAUUUUCAUUUCAAAAUGUAUGUACAAUAAACACAACUUCUGCCCUGUGAAGUUCAUAAAACCAAUGAAACAUGUAAACACUGUAAGAUCUUUCAAAUGCUCCAAAUGAAACUGAAGUUUGCCCUAAAAAUGAUGUGCCGUUAACGCCAGCAUGUUACACAGUCUUCAACAUUCCCCUAAUAUGACAUCACAGUGACCAUAGGGCGUCAACACAGUACAUACAUGGGUCCACUGUUCUGUCAUUGUCACUGUGAUGUCAUUGUCACUGUGAUGUCAUUUCACUGUUCUGUCAUUGUCACUGUGCAGUCACUGUAACUUAUUGUUCAACUUUUGUCCACACGUUGGUUGACUGUCCUGUUGUCGGGUCAACAUUCUACCGGAUAACCCAUACAUUACUAAUAGAAGUCAAUAUCAGUGAUGAAUUAUGUGUU